GAACUAUUUUUGCUAUAGGUGUAACCGUAUUAGGUUUAGAUUUAUUAUAAUAUGCGGAUAAUGUUAUAUUACUAAUAUUUAUGUGUUUAUUUACUAGCUUUCAUGAGUUGUUUUCAAUUUAAUUGGAAUUUAAAAACAUUUUGUUGGUAAUUAAACAUAAAUCCCCAAUCUAUAUAUGAUAGUUAUUUGCUAUAACUUAUACUAAGUAUUGCUACUUUGUGGAAUUUGGAAGAAAAUUMAAUUGUACUGCUAAUUGCUAUUAGUCACUGUCUAGUUGUUUUCUCAUUCAGYAAUAAAUAUGUUUGCUUCAAUGUUUAAAUCACUUCUUAAUAAAUCUGUUAUUGAUGCCAAGAAGGAAACAAUGGGGUUGGAAGCUGAAACAGAUAAAAUCACUAGAAAAARUGUCGAAGACAUACUAACCGAGUUGGAAGAGAUCAAAGAUAAUUUAGAUAACGAUGAUAAUUGUUCCGUGACAAAAGAUAAUGUUACUGAUGCUAUUGAGUUACUGUCUAUCACUGAUGAUCAGCCAGAAUAUUUAAAUGAUAGUGCUUUAGUUGAUAAUUUUGAUGACACUAAAAGUGAAGCAAGCUCUAUUGGAGAAAAUCAACUAGAAGUUGCUACAGUUGUGGAUCCCGAUAAAAAAAAAACGCUGAACCAAAUCAAUAAUCUUCAGUGCUUAUUUACGUGGAAUAUAAAAUCAAAGAACAAGAAAAAUUUAAUUUUAUACAUACGAAAUAAAUAUGGAGAUUAUAACUUAAACAUAACUUCAUCUGAAUUUACAUUUAAAAGGUAGUAUGAUUUUAGAACUAUAAUUAGCAUGGAUCCAAAAGACCCUCUCUUGGUAGUUAACUGUGCUAAAAUAUUAAUGACUCUUCCAAUUAUGGUCCGUGAUUUUGAUUUAGGAAAACAAUAUUUGACAAAAGCCUUUGAAAUGGCACCAAAUGAUGCAACUGUUUCACAAGCAAUUGAAAACACAGUUCAAGCUUAUAAAAAUAUUUCAAAAAAACAGAAACCUUUAACAAAUGUUGCUAAAUCAAAUCAACCCCCGAUGAAGAAUAAAACAUCAAAUUUAGGAUCAGAAAUAGGUGUUAUUGUGAAAAAGCAAAGAAAUGGAGAAGAUCCUGUUCCUUACCUCACUAAUUUGCUCUCUAAAUAUGAUGGAUUUGAUAAAUCAAAAAUUAUGGCUCAGCUUUGUUCUUACACAAUAUUAUUUAAAAAUGAUCUAAGAUCUGGUGUUGAACAGUUUAUUAAGUUGAUGGAACAAUCAGAAAUUGUCAGCAAUGAAAUAAUUACAAAACAUUUUUCAUCAUUUGGUUCAAAGUCUUUUAAUUUACCAGAGCUUAUUUGCAACGAAAUCAGAUUGACUACAAAUUCAAAGGGUACUUCUUCUGAUGAUAUGCUGUAUUAUUUUAAAAUGUUAACUAAAAUUGUAGAAACAUGUAAUUUAAAAAUGAAAGAUGUUGACUCAUCUAUGAAGAGCAAGGUCAUGAUUAAUACUUCAGUUAAACCAGUCAAAUCAGAUAAAUCUACAACAGUGCAAAGUGAAGCUGAAUCAUCGGAUGAAGAGAGCGAUGGURAAAAUAAACCAAAAAAAAUCCAUAAAUCAAAGCACUUGCAAAAUACAGGUCCUAAAGUAUUUUUAAACAAAAAAGCAAAAGCUACCAAUGCCCACUUCAAAAAUAAAAAUAAUGCUUCAGAAAAACCACAGCCAAAAGUAAAUGAUGUUAAUAAAAUGAAAGUUAAAAUGGAAAAGGUUUUGAAUUCUUCUAUUGAAGAAAAUGCCAAACUAUCCUAUGAACCAAAGGAUUUKACUGAAGAAAAGCGACAAAGAAUACAUAAUUAUACUCAGAAGUUAUAUCAAAAUAUUUUAGCUAACACACAGUCACAUUUUAAUUCACCUCAUGUAUCUUCUACUGAAAUUAAUAGCUAUUUUAAUCAAAAUCAUGCAAAUUUUAGCUCACCAAUCCAAUCAAAUCCAUUUCARAACUCUCUACCACCAUUGCUUAGUCUAAGACCCGAARUAAAACCACAAAAUCCAAAACCUAAGCCAAAAACAAAUGUUCAAUCACAUUCAAAAAMAAAAUGAUUUAAGUUUAUUCUGUUUUUGAUUUUUUUUUCCUAAAAUAUACAAGGUUUUUUUUUACUAUACCAUUAAGAAAUUAAAUGUAUCUAUGA
This is a messenger RNA of Diuraphis noxia (Russian wheat aphid), 2175 nucleotides long. RefSeq lists its product as uncharacterized. The record is from RefSeq and is a predicted model, not a curated record. Gene Ontology annotation, molecular function: protein binding. NCBI's taxonomy places the organism in Eukaryota, Metazoa, Arthropoda, Insecta, Hemiptera, Aphididae.